This is a messenger RNA of Caenorhabditis remanei, 1242 nucleotides long. RefSeq lists its product as uncharacterized. NCBI's taxonomy places the organism in Eukaryota, Metazoa, Nematoda, Chromadorea, Rhabditida, Rhabditidae. The record is from RefSeq and is a predicted model, not a curated record. The coding region runs from base 1 to 1242 and encodes 413 amino acids. The transcript is spliced from 6 exons.
AUGAAAAUAACCCUAAUCUUUAGUUUUUCCCUUCUAAUCGGAACAUUAUGCGAUGAAUCCAAGUACGGUCUGACCACCCGAGAGAAUGAAAUUCGACUCGGAUCAUGUGGAGAGUCAUUGGGUGAAACCCUGUGGCUGGCUCCGCUUUAUACAAAAGAAGGAUAUGAGCAGAAAUUGAGAGAAGAAAAGAUGAAUGAACAGAAGAAAACUACAGUAAUCCCUGAAGUGGAAACAACGACAACAAACGUGGAAACAGAGUCGACAACUGAGAAGAAAACAACAGAAGAUGCAACAACUGGGACCACGGAUUCUACUGAAGAAACUGUAACAGUGACAGAGAAAACUGAAGAAACUUCCACCGAAUUGAUGUUGACAACGACGAAACCAAAACCAUCAUCAAUCCUCACUUCAAACGCCGUCUUCAUAUCUCAAAAUCAUUUGCUUCUGUCAUCUUCAUGGUUUAUCCGCUAUUUGGACUCCACGUGGAAAUGGAAGGAUAACAAUCGAACAGUGAACGAUUCGAUUUGCAAAAAAGACAGAAAUGCCAGUUUCCUUACGAAUCAGCCCAAUGGAUAUGUCUUGGAUAUUCAUCGACAAUGGAGAAAAGUUGAAGAAGUUCGCAUUUUUGUUCUCAUUCCAGACUUCCAGAAUUUUCAAUUUCAGAUAAUAUUCCUCCGAUUCUGUGAAUUCCACAAGAACUCUGAAGGUUUCCUCGCGUUGAUUUCUGUCUCUCGAAAGGGACUGACAACGGUUCCAGUUGUUUGUUUACCUAAAAAAUAUGGAGAGGAAUCAGAGAAAAGAGUGGAGCAAAUUGAGUGGUCGAGUGAUGCAGAAGUGGUGAAUUCGGUUAAAAAAUGUGGAACGACUGGUUCCUCGAGCUAUUAUACACUUGGUGAUUCGUGCAAAAUGAGUCGGGGAGCUCCUCUAGUGGAAUCAGAUCCUCUUGGUAUCCAGCGGCUUAUUGGGGUUGGGGUGCAAGACAUCACCGGACUAAAGCCUCACUUCCACAUAACUCAAAAAUACAUUAAUGAAAUUUGUAAAACAGUGGGAAUCUGUAAAUUGGAAACAGGAGUAAUCGAUCAAGUGCCGAGUGAUAAAGAUGAGGAAGUGAAGAAAAUAAUGGACGAUGAUUAUGUAGAAAUAGUUGAGGAACCUGAAAUUUCGGUAUAUAAUGGACAGGAGGAAAAGCGAAUGAUAUUUGAGACGAUUGGGCUAAUUUUGGUUUUUUGGAUCUUUAAAUAA